AAAAAAAAAAAAAAAAAAAGACCCAACGUAAGUGAUACUUGCAAAGGGUUUACUCAGGAAGUAGUCUGAAUCCACUGUUCUUUUUAAUGUUGUUUUCUUUAGACAAAUCCCCUCAUUUCCUGCGUCUCGGAGAUGUUGAGGUGAACGCCGGCCAGAAUGCCACCUUUCAGUGUAUCGCCACUGGGCGAGACACAUCCAACGAUAAGCUCUGGCUUCAGCGGCGAAACGGAGAAGAUAUCCCCGUGUCGCAGAGGAAGAACAUCAACCACCGACGAUUCUCCGCCUCGUUCCAUCUCAACGAAGUCACCAAUCAGGAUCAAGAUUUGUAUCGCUGCGUCACCCAGUCGGAGCACGGCUCGGGGGUGUCCAACUUCGCCGGUCUUAUUGUCAGAGGUGAGGAUUUUUAUUGAAAAUUGCUCCCCCCG
Molecule: messenger RNA, 425 nt
Organism: Hippocampus comes (tiger tail seahorse)
Lineage: Eukaryota; Metazoa; Chordata; Actinopteri; Syngnathiformes; Syngnathidae
Product: receptor-type tyrosine-protein phosphatase kappa-like
Exons: 2
Coding region: 87-410 (107 amino acids)
Source: RefSeq, a predicted model, not a curated record